GGUUGAGCUGCACAUCCUCCUCUUCUGCCACAAGGAGGGACUUUCUUCAUCAAAUCCGUGCUCCUCUUUCUGUCCCCGCCGCCGCCGCCGCUGCUGCCGCCGCGGUGUGAGAACAACCAGCACGGAGGGAGCAGAAGCCAUAAGAUGAAGAAACGCUAUGUGGACGCGAGCAGGCUACGGAAAAUGAAAAAGCUGAAAAUAACGGAGAAGCUGUCUGAGAGUGCGUACACCUUCCUGAAGUUUAUGAUGAUGUGGACGCUGGUGCUGCUGGCAGAUUUCAUCCUCGAAUUCAGACUGGAGUACUUGUGGCCAUGCUGGCUCUUCUUCGGGAGUGUGUACACCACUUUCCACUGCCACGGGCUGGUUAUUUGUGUUGUUUUUGUUUGUGCUGCCUUCACUCUUGACAUCUUUUGUUUAAUUUUUGUUCCUUUGCACUGGCUGUUCUUUGUGGCCAGCACCUAUGUGUUGUUCAAUUACAUAUGGCACACAGAGAAAGGCAUCUGCAUAUCAACGGUGUCCCUGUGGAUCCUGCUUGUGUACACAGAGGCUUCACUUCGACUCAAGGACCUUAAAACCUCUCAUGCCAACCUGUCUCAUCUUUUUGCUGCACACUGCAUUGGAUAUCCUGUGGUGUAUCUGGGGUUCGAUGCCACCUGCUACUUCACUAACAUUUUCAAGCUGCGUAUACAGAAAGCCGUGCAGAGCGAGAAUGACUUCCACAUGCACCUCCUGCAGCACUCGCUCCCUCCAGGCCUGCAGGUUUACCCCAAGACGGGCACAGAUGGCAGCGGCAGCUCUAAAUGGAAGAUAAAGCCUGAGUCGACUCAGUAUCAAUGUCAGAACGGUGCUGUCAUGGCCCACGAUGAGGUGCACACCGUGGACUGCCUCCAGAUCCGCAGCGAGGAAAGACCGACAGAGAAAGGAGCACAGGAAGUGAGGUCGGUUGAAUCAAACCGGCGGCCGUUAUCAUCCAAAACUGGUGAGUCCAGAGAUCUGCUCCACUCUGGGGCAGGAGGACCAGAAUCCUCCACACCCCCGGAAAAUCUACCUCAAGAUGAGCAAGGGAGCAAAGCCACACGGGCGGCUAAAAGCUCCUCGCCAAAAGCCCGCAGAGGCAGCACGAACACUCCUUCGCCACCUGCGGGGAGGACUGAGAAGAAGCAGAGAUCCAGCUCAAAGACAGUCAGCCCCAACCGGGACGUAAUGGAGAAGAGCGCCACAGCAGCUCAGAACCACCACACUGAACAGAUGACCAAGCUGGAGCAGGAGCUGAGGAGGCUGAAGGGUGAGCUGCAGGUGAGCAGGCAGAGCGAGCAGGAGCUGCGAAGUCACAUCUGCAACCUGACUAACAGCGAGAGGAGCCUGAGACCAGAGGUUUCCCUGCUCAGACAGUCCAACAUGCUGCUUCAGAGCAAGAUUCUGUGUCUGACUAAAACCAAGCAGAGGGACAAGCAGAGCAGUGCGAUGCUGGAGAAGAAGACCAGAGCAGAGACGGAGGCCAGACUCUCUGUUGAGAAACAGUUGGCUGAGCUUCAGGCUCAGAAACUGGAGGAAGCAGCCAGCACAGCACGGAGUCUAACAAACAGGCAGGAACACUGUGAAACCCAAAUGUUAAGGAAAAGAGUUAAAGAUCUAGAGACAGAGUACAAACAACUACAGCUGGAGUGUCAAGUCAAACAGAGUCGUGUGGUAGAGCUAGAGAGUGAUGUUGAGGCUUUGGGGAAGUACCGCUGUGUGGAGAAAGAGACGGACAUGCUGCUGUCCACUCUGUCAGCCAUGCAGGAGAAGGCUCAACAUCUGGAGUACAACCUGAGCGCAGAGACUCGCAUCAAACUGGACCUGUUCUCGGCUCUGGGAGACGCCCGCCGACAGCUGGAAAUCGCUCAAGAUAAAGUGAUGAAGCAGGAUCGGGAGAUAAAGGAGAUGAAGCAGAAGAUCGCGGAGGUGAUGGCUGUCAGUCCCGGCGUAUCUUACAUGGCUCCUCGGCCUCCGGUGCCGCAGUAUCUCACCAAGUUACUCAACUCUGAGCGCUACAUGCUGAAUCCACGAGCACUGAUGUACCAGUGUCUGAAGAAAUAACAGUCUGUCAUCGCCUUUUCGUGAUCCUCAGACCCCUCCAUCUCUAAACAUCAGGGGAAGAAGAAGCUAAUGGAUUUUAUCACAGAGCUAAAUGACACCACAAAGUCAUCUACUUCCAGCCAUGAGUGGAACCAGAACGAGCCUCCACUAGUUGAAUGCCUUUUGCUGCACUGAUGGUGCUAACUUUACAUUAUCAUCUGUUUUACCUGUUUCCUCUCACAUCGAGGGUCGAAGAGUUUCACUCCAAAAUGAUAUGCAGAGCUGCUGGAGGCAGUUUUUAUGUAAAGAUACCCUCGUCCUGACAGCAUCAGAGAAAAGCACAACAUGUCUUUAAAAUCAGACCCUGUAGAUUUGUCUAAGCAAAUGAUUUCUGGAUAUGUAAGUUUAAAAUGUACAAGGAGAUAAAUCAUGCCACCCUGCAAACCUAUUAUCUUACUGGGGGCAGCUUUAAAAGGUUGAUUAACUAGGGACAGUAUAUUUCCUGGUAUUACGAUAAAACAACACACUCAAAAUGUCAUUAUGAAAAAUAUUCAAGAUUUUAGGGACUAUAAUAACUUUCCUUUUAAUUAUACAGAAUGAUCUUGAUCUGCAGGGACGUUGACUAAUGAAUUCAAAAUAACAUUUUUUAAAUCUUGUUUGUUCUUAGUUUAUCUUAGAACAAAUUAAUCUAAUAAACCUUCUUCACAGCAGACAUUUUGACUUGUCAUAAGAAAGCACAGAUGUUAAUGAUAAGUUUAACAAAGGCUCUGUUCUAUUUAAAUGUCCGACUAAGCCAUGACAGCGAGCCAGCAUUAACAAUACCACGGACCCUAAAACUGAAGCAGCUAAAUGGAAUUCAGCCAUCAUUCAUUUCUGUUUAUACAUACAGUACAGGCCAAAAGUUUGG
Molecule: messenger RNA, 2965 nt
Organism: Epinephelus lanceolatus (giant grouper)
Lineage: Eukaryota; Metazoa; Chordata; Actinopteri; Perciformes; Serranidae
Product: macoilin
Biological process (GO): neuronal signal transduction
Cellular component (GO): rough endoplasmic reticulum membrane
Source: RefSeq, a predicted model, not a curated record